This is a messenger RNA of Engraulis encrasicolus (European anchovy), 5403 nucleotides long. RefSeq names its product monooxygenase, DBH-like 1 (gene moxd1). The transcript has 13 exons. Gene Ontology annotation, cellular component: secretory granule membrane. The record is from RefSeq and is a predicted model, not a curated record. Gene Ontology annotation, biological process: norepinephrine biosynthetic process; octopamine biosynthetic process; dopamine catabolic process. The coding region runs from base 169 to 2109 and encodes 646 amino acids. Gene Ontology annotation, molecular function: copper ion binding; dopamine beta-monooxygenase activity. NCBI's taxonomy places the organism in Eukaryota, Metazoa, Chordata, Actinopteri, Clupeiformes, Engraulidae.
AAAGUGACUCGCGCAAGCAGAUCUGGAUAUCCUCGCGCAGUAGCCAUCACCAGUCUCCAAUGCAAACUUGGGAACACCACACAUGCAGUUGGACACUGCAGUUUUUGAUGAAUAUACUUUCCCCUCUGUUUGGAUUCGCGUUUUCCAUUCAAAACACAUUCUAGUAGAAUGUUUGAACUGACUUUCCUUGGCGCGUUCUUUUUUCUUUCCACAACAGUUCGUCUUACCUUCUCCCAGGAGACUGGAGGAGGCUACAAACAUUCCACGGUCUUGGAUGCGAAUGGGAAGUACCGACUUAAAUGGAAGUUCGACGAUAAGACGGUGACCUUCGAGUUGGAAGUGGAGACAACUGGAUAUGUGGGAUUUGGAUUGUCUUCCAAUGGCGCGAUGGCUUUAUCGGAUAUCGUGAUUGGCGGCGUGUCCAACGGAAGACCCUACCUUCAGGAUUAUUUUGCUGACCCCAGCAGAAAGGUGCACAGGGACCCGGAGCAGAGCUACAGGCUGGAGUACGGCAGAGAGAACGCCACGCACACCACCCUGGCCUUCAGCAGAGACCAGCUGACCUGCGACCCCAACGACAAAGACAUAUCGGCCAGUACGGUGCGGGUGAUCUGGGCCUACCAUGAGCAGGACGUGGGGCCCGCGGGGCCGGUGUACCACGGAGCGAACCGCGGCCGGAAGAGUCUGCGGCUGCUAAAUCCAGGAAGUAGAGCCGCCGCUCCCCCCAGCACAGCCCACUUCGACCUGAAGAACACACACGUACUCGUGCCCUCGAAAGACACGACCUACUGGUGCCAGUUAUUCAAGAUCCCAGAGGUCCAGACCAAGCACCACAUCAUCAGAAUUGAGCCUGUGAUCCAGCGUGGUCAUGAGAACCUGGUGCACCACAUCCUGCUGUACCAGUGUGACAGCAGCCUGAACGCCAGUCACCUGGACGCCGGCCACGAGUGCUUCCACCCCAACAUGCCCGACUCCUUCCUGACCUGCGAGACCGUCGUCUUCGCCUGGGCCAUUGGUGGUGAGGGCUUCACGUAUCCACCUCACGUGGGUCUCUCCAUUGGGACCUCUAUAGACCCUGUUUACGUCCUGAUGGAGGUCCACUAUGACAACCCAGCACUACAACAAGGGCUGCUGGAUAGCUCCGGGCUGCGUCUGUUCUACACCCCCAAGCUGAGGCAGUAUGACGCCGGGGUGAUCGAGACGGGCGUGUGGGUCAGCCUCUACCACAUGCUGCCCCCGGGGAUGGCGGACUACAUCUCAGAGGGGCACUGCACACGGGAGUGCCUGCAAGAGUCUCUAGAGAGUGAGAUGCCGGGUGGGGUGCGUGUGUUCUCCGUCCUCCUGCAUGCCCACCUGGCCGGGCGCUCCAUUCGCACGCGUCACUUCCGGGGGGAGGAGGAGCUUCAGCCGCUGGCCUACGAUAACGAGUUCGACUUCAACUACCAGGAGUUCCUGCACCUGAGAGAGGAGAGACUGCUGCUACCUAGUGACAACUUAAUUACUGAGUGCAAAUACAACACAAAGGACAGAGUCAACAUGACAUGGGGAGGUCUGAGUACGCGAGAUGAGAUGUGCCUCUCCUACCUGCUCUACUACCCCCGGAUUAACCUGGCCAGGUGCGAGAGUUUACCGGAGAUCAACGGACAGCUGAAGUUCAUUGGGGUGAAGGAGAUACAGACUCCAGUCACAACGUGGCCGUUUGUGAUUAAGAGUCCAAAGCGCUACACCAACCUGUCCUUCACGGAGGCCAUGGACCGGUUCCGCUGGUCCAGGAAGAGGGGGCGGGCUUUUAACGACGUCGUGCUGCAGCUGCCCGUCAACGUGCGCUGCUCCAAAUGGGACCAGGAUGAGUGGUCGAUCCAGGGCAUGAUUGUGUCUCCGCCGGAGGUGCCCCGCCCCUCAAGGCCCACGGCCACGCCCUGUAGCUCGCGGAGCAGAUCAUCAUCAUCCUCCUCCUCAUCCUCAUCCUCAUCAUCCUCCUCAUCAUCAUCUUCCUCGUCCUCAUCAUACUCCUCCUCUCCGCUUCUUCUACUGAUGGCAAUACUCUUGUGUCUCUGUUGUUACUCAUCGUCAUCAUCACCAUCAUCAGCAGCAGCAGCAGUGUCAUAAUCAACAUCAUUACCACCACCAUCAUCACCAUCAACAUCAUCACCAUCAUCCUCACCAUUAUCAUCACCAUCAACAUCAUCACCACCAUCCUCACCAUUAUCAUCACCAUCAACAUCAUCGUCUUCAUCAUCAUCACCAGGACUCCUGUAGCUAAAUUAUCCGUCUGGUCACCUCAUGGUUAGUGUCUCACAUAGGCUGUGUUAUAUGCUGUUCAGAACCCCGAAUAUGAGGCAUAUCCUGGUUAUGGUCAAACUCGGCACUCGUCUGGCACUUUCAUGUCAGUUUCAUGUCUAUGACCUAUUUUUGUGGAAGAAGGAGUAAUUGGAGUUACCGAGGAUAGUUCACCACACACACUGUAAAACAUUGCAGCCAGUUAAACGUGGAAAAGUUGAAUAUAGGAAGCAACUCUGUCCUGGUGCCUUAAGUUUGUGAGUUAACUCAACUUGAGAACACUUUGAGUUUAGUAAAGCAUUGAGUUGAGUUAGCUUACAAACUUAUGGCAGAAGGGCAACUUGCCUUUUUACGUUUAAUUGGCUUGCACUGUUUAAGUCAUAUGCUAAUGGUAUUACCUGGCACUCCCACCGGUUUGGUUUGUGCAUAAUGUCACUGAUUAUAAUUACUCUGUGGUGGGCAGUUAGAAGUCACUCCAUUGUCAUAAUGGUUUCACGAAUAUGACUUUAUCCUUCCCGAUAUGUUAAUGUCACAUUAAAAUGCUGGCACCUUCCUUAAAGGGGUAUGCCACUAUUUUGGGGCUUCAUACAGUUAAAUCGUUGGCUGGAGUCUAUAAAGGUGGUAAAGUGUCUUAUUUUUCAUGUUAAAGGGACACUGUGCAGGAAAUGGUCAAAAAAAAGUACUGCAACUAUGCUGCUCGUUGAAACUGGGCUGCCUAUUGCCAUAUUUGAUCUUUACAUGAAACUUUACUAAGUAAUAAACAAAUAUUUUCUAGUAUGGUCCAAGUAGAGCCAUUUUUGCAGCUAAAAAUGGCUAUUUUUGGAAAUUCAAAAUGGAUUCAAAACGAUUUUUAACUGUAUUAAUCCCCAAAAUAGUGGCAUACCCCUUUAAGCAUAAAGCCUUGUUCACACGUCACUGCUAGUUACUCGCUAUUCGCUCAUUCGCCUACAAGACACUCGCUCAUGGAAAGUUCGCUAAACGAUCCCGCGGCUUUAAAUGCCAAUGCACAGGCGCGAAGUACCGAACUCUGCAUUCCAAUUGGUUACUCGCCUCGCUCAAAGUUACAUGUAAAAUAUUUUCAACUCGGCAUCCGCACACAUCGAAUCGCCUGUACUCUUCUCGCCUACUCGCCUUCAUGUCUCGCUGGCACACAUAGACAUUCUAUUGACUUAACUCGCUGAGCGAAUAACUUGCAGCGACGUGUGUGAACGAGGCUUAAAGCGGCGUACACACACAUUGCCAGCUUUUCGCUUGCUCGCCUACUUGCCACUCUUUCAUGGAAUGUUCGCUGAAAGUUCCCGCGGCUUUAACUGCCAAUGAACAGGCAAGAAGUACCGAACUCUGCAUUUCAAUUGGUUACUCGCCACUGUUGGGAAAGUUACUCAAAAACUGUAAUGCACUACUUAUUACAUGUUACUGUCAUUUAAAAGUAAUGCCUUACAUUACAACAUUACUUUUUCUAAAAAGUAAGGCAUUACACUACUUUUGUAUUACUUUUAGUUACUUUAGCCAAAAUGACUGGAAAUAAGGAUUUGGCUAUCUACAGUGCAAAUCUAUGAGGUGGCAUGACUUUCACCUGCCAUCCACAAGUCGUUUUGGAAGCCUGCAGACUGAAAACCAACAUUUUCAGGAAUUGCGUCUUACCCACAUACAAUAAGGCCUAAGAAAAAUAAAAGUUUUGUUCCGGUUGGUUGUCAGGUUUGGUCAUCAUCCGGUCGGAUUUUUUUUUUUAUUUCCAAUUUUUUUUUCAAUGUCUUUUUUUUAUGUUAUAUGCGCCAGAUUUUUGUCAUAAACGUUGUUGAACAAUGCCAAGGACGAUAGUGGAGUUGAGGCUUGAUAAGUACAGCUGAAGCUACAAUGAAAUAUAAUAAGCAUUAAUGAGCCAAGAGGCCUAUAAUAUUUUAUUUCAAAUAGAUUUAUUUCAAUUUUAGUGAUGUUUAGUUGAACAAAAGUCAGGGGGGUGCAACGUAGGCCCCCCGUCGGAUAGCCUACCCUGCCGUGUCCCUGUCUCGUGCAAAUGGGAUGCAUCCCCUCCUUUCCUGACUAAUUUGGUGGUGCUAUGGCACCUCUUAAUAUCGUCACAUUGUUUGUAGGCUACUGUUUUUCGACGUGGAAAGCGGUUUGGGUUUCAAGUACAGUGUGCAUUUAACUUUAUGUUCUUAGCGUCCUUAUUUUCAAUGGAGUCAAAGUAGUGGGCAUAUACCCAUCUUGAAAACGAGCAAGCUGGAUCUUCUGGAUCGAUCAUCCUUUGUCAGCCUGCCAUUUCGAGAGAUGAAGCGUGAAAGAGGAAGCAACGUUCUGCGUGAAACUUUAAAAUCUCUGCGCGGACGUAGGCUAUCGUAGGCAAUAGCUGAUCUUGCGGUGAUCCGCGAACAUUGUAUAAAGAAAACAAAAUACCCACACAAAAUUUAGGUGAAAAAAAUGCGUUGUAAUGUGCAAGUUACUUGCAUUGUAACGAGGACAUAUUACCGAUUUUUUCCCCUGUAAUCAGUUACAUUACUGCGUUACUCAAAAAUGUAAUGCAUUACAGUAAUUAGUUACUUUUGUAACGAGUUACUCCCAACACUGUUACUCGCUUGCUUGCCUCGCUCGAAGUUCAAAUAUUUUCAACUCGGGAUCCGCCCACAUCGCAUCGCUUGUACAGUACUCGUCUACUCGCCUGCUCGUCUCGCUGGAACACAUUUUCUAUUGAGUUCAUUCGCUGAGCGAGUAACUAGCAGCGACGUGUGUGUACGGCCCUUAAGACCAGCCCAUUGAGAAUAUAGGAUUUCUCACUGGACCAGCCUUAUUCCAUUGUAAUGUUGUGAUAAGGUCAGAGAAUGAAGAAAGAUAUCAUGGUGAUGGUCUCCACUUACUGACGUGAUUGGUUUAAACUUUAGAGCAAUCAUAUACAGUAGCAGCUACAAUUCGUCAUGCUGGGUCCUUUCAAGUGUAGAUAUUUCCGUGCCCUCUGAGAUACUGGGGCUAUGUAGACAGAUGCAGUGAGUUAUUUUAUUCAUUGUAAGUAUAGAUCAAAGGAAACAGUGGUAGUAAAGACCUUGUAGACAAUUUCCAGCCUGCUAAACACAAUGUUAAAAAGAAUAGUUGUAUAUCGAUCACUAUAAUAUGUGUAUUAUGUCAGAA